Molecule: messenger RNA, 2223 nt
Organism: Syngnathus typhle (broad-nosed pipefish)
Lineage: Eukaryota; Metazoa; Chordata; Actinopteri; Syngnathiformes; Syngnathidae
Exons: 3
Coding region: 541-1566 (341 amino acids)
Source: RefSeq, a predicted model, not a curated record
CAACCACACUCGCUGUGUGGCUGGGGUACGCCCUUCUGCAGAAGUCGCUGGCCAUCAAAGACAUAUCCCGCCUCUGUGAGAUUCUGUUCAGAGGUCAUCACAGGACCCUGAAGGAAAGCCCUGGGGAGCGAUGUUCAUCCACCAGGCCGGCGAAGUCCAGUUCAGCACCUCUCGGCGGCGACGAUUGACGGAAUCUUCAAGAGAAAUCUUUCAGAGAUUUGGAUGACUCAGCAAAACCAGGUGACUGGGUCUUCAUCAAAGUAAUCAAACGAAAGACGUGGUCUUCACCCUGGUGGGAGGGACCAUUCCAAGUCCUACUCGCCACACCCACAGCUGUGCAGAAAGACCCAGCUGGAUUCAUCUCAGCCACUGUAAGCUGCAGAGAGUGCUUGGCUCCUAGGCCCCGGUCAGGGCGAAGUAUCCGGCUGCAAAGGGGGUGCCAAUUAUAGUUUGGCAUCAGUCUCAAACCGGUGAAGAACUAAGAACCCUGACCAUUUAGCUCCCUAGGGGUUCAGGUGGCUCUGUGGAACUGAACGGAAAAUGGCACUCAGAGGAGUGCUUGUCUGUGCUGUGGCUGUAGCAUGCUUGCCAAUGACAUGGAGUGUCCUGGGUCCCCAAGGGGAGAGUGGAGCUUCCGCUCGAAUAAAGAGAAUGACGACCGAACUGUUGACAAAGUAUAUAAAGAUAAACCCAGAUAUACCCCAUGCAGACAACAUGUGGUCCCAGUAUGUAUCUAUGUUGGCCGAAACAUACAAUCAAACUGAAUGUUAUGUAUGUUCCAUAAUGCCACGAUCAAGUCAACAGCCCGUCCUACAUGCCCGACCCAUGCCAGAGAAAAAUGGAUGGUGUUUCGCAAUACUAAGGGCUUUUGGGUUUAAUUCCAUCAAAGGACUCAGACGGUCGGAAAUUAAUGAGGCACAACUAACCGCCCAUCCCUGUUACAACAUCUCAAGGCCAUUCACAAUAGUGUCAAGAAGUUCUGUCGUCACACGCGCACCAGUGACUCUCGAAGUGAGUGAAACCAUCUCACAUCCCCUGUGCUUCCGACGAAGACGUGUUGAUGGAAUAAAGGUGGGAGAUACAAAGCACUGCAUCACCACCGCACUUCUAGAACCUUCCAGCAAGACCUCGAUGAAUACCACCUUAGCAAUCAGACAAAUCCUAGCAGGAGGCGAAAAUCCCCACUCCAUCAUCGAAGGGGGAUGGUGGCUCUGUGGUCGCCGAGGCUACGCAGUCCUUCCAGGACAAUGGGAUGGCACAUGUGCCCCCGUAUAUGUGUCAGAUCACACUGUGUUCCUCAGUCUGACACAUUUUCAGGAACAUCAUCAGCGAAAGACACGUGCAGCUGUUGCCCCCACCUUCCAUCCCUACGACAGUGUCUGGGGCUCAGACGUACCAGAUGAAUACAAGCUUUGGAGCACGGGACAAAAGGUGGCACUCACACUCUUCCCACAGGCGGGUGUGGCUAAAACUAUUCUCCGAAUGGAAACUAUGAACUACAGGUUGAAGACCUUUGCCAAUUUUACUCUAGAGGCCCUUACAGGUUACCAGAACUGCAAGCUCUGAGACUAAUGGCACUACAGUCCCGAAUGGUUUUGGACCUCCUGACUGCCGAAAAAGGAGGUGUGUGUGAAAUAGUUGGUACCUCCUGUUGUACCUACAUCCCAGGAGAUAAUUACACCCACAUCGAGUAUACAAGGACUUCGGAACCUCUGUAAAGCUAUGUCCCAGGACGAAACCCCAGCCAAGGAUGUCCAUCCCUUUUGGUGGCUGUUUUAUGGCAAUUGGAGGCAACUUCUCUUGAAAGUUGCAGUUCUUUUAGUUGCCAUACUGUUAUUUCUCUGUAUUUUUACAUCAUGCAUCAUACCUUGUAUUCGUCACAUGAUGACUAAAAUGUUGACAUCAGCGUUUGCUGUCCAGAAUAUCAUGUUGGUCCAGCGUAAACAAGAUGAGUGGGACCACCUUGCGUAAAUCGCCUGCCUGUUUGUUUUUCCUUUUUGAUGAUCCAAAACAAAAUACAUUCCAUUAUGAUGAACAUGGCCAGAGCCGAAUGGAGAGCUGUAGUUCUGAUAACCUCUGGAAUGUAAACUUUCAUACUUUUUGAGGUUACUACCGUUUUUUUCCGUGUAUAGUGCGCCCCCAUGUAUAGUACGCACCCCUAAAAAUGGCAUGCUGAUGCUGGAAAAAAGCUUGUACCCAUGUAUAAUACGCACCCAAUUUUUA